GUCCGAGAGUUGACGUUACCCGGUUUGUUAUUGUUAUUGCUGUGCAGCGUGUACCGCAUGGUAUUCCCUUCUCGCAAAAGCAGUUUGGUUUUUAGUUUCGUUGUGAAACGAGAGUUUGUAUUUUCCCCUAUUAAGUUUCCCAUUCCACGUCGCUGUCUGAGUGAAAAUGCGCGAAAAUACGCCGCCCCGUUCACCGAUGGACGAGCUGGUGGGGGAAGAUGACGACGACGAGGAGUUGAUUUACGUGGGCGAUGCCGAUGAGGUGCUGGACGCAUGGGAGCAGGAGGAAGCGGAAGACGAAGAGUUGGACGCAGAAGCGGGACCGGCAGCGGAACAGCACGCCCUUCGCCGUUCGCCCGUACAGGACGAUGCAAAGCUGACGUUCACCAAACACACCGCGCCGGUGUUCUGUGGCGCCCUUCACCCCACGGAAGAGCUAGCCGUUACCGGCGGUGAGGAUGACAAAGCGUACGUGUGGCACAUACGCACCGGCGAGGUGCUGCACGAGGUGAUGAAUCAUUCCGACUCGGUGGUGGCGGUGGGCUUCAGCUACGAUGGCAGCUUUGUCGCGACCGGCGAUAUGGCCGGCUACAUACAGGUGUUCAAGGUGAGCCAAAACUAUCGCCAGGUGUGGGAGUUUACCGUGGGCGAUAUGGGGUGGAUGCGCUGGCACACGGGCGCGAACGUGCUGAUGGCGGGCUGCGAGGCGGGCGAGGUGUACGUGUGGCGCAUCCCGUCCGGCGACUGUAAGGUGCUGCCCGGGCACGAGGCACGCACCGAAUCGGCCGAGCUGCUGCACGACGGCAAGCGGCUGCUCGUCGGGUACGGCAAUGGGCACGUGAAGCUGUGGGAUCUGAAGUCGGGCACGCCGCUGCUGGAGGUGGACAGUACGGUCGGGCACAAGGAGAACAUAACGGCGCUGGCCGCAGACCAGGACGGGCAGCUGUUCGUGACGGGGUGCGAGGACGGCAGCCUGUACCUGAUGGGCCCGGGCGGCGUGCUGGGCCAGCUGGUCGCACCGAACGAGUACCCGAUCGAGUCGGUGCUGGUGGACUAUCCCGGGUUCGAGAUGAAGGUGGCCGCGUCGGGCACGCUGCAGGGCAAGCUGACGAUCUGGGACACGGCCCGCCAGACGAAGCGCGUUGAGUGUGAGGACGACAAUCCGAACGGCAUUACCAAAUUGGUCUGGCUGAAGGACUUUACCAUCUGUGCCGGUACGCUGGGCGGUUGGAUAAAGGGCUGGGACUUCCGGAGCGGCGCGAAACGGUUCACCCUCGACGGGCACACGAACGACAUCCAGAGCCUUUCGUACGACAGGCAGCGCAACCUGAUCCUGUCCACCUCGGAGGACUGCACAGCGAAGAUAUUCGAAGUGCCGGCCGCAGGUCAAUAAGCUACGGGGACAACUGCAACUUGUACAUACAUUAUUGAUUUGUUGAGGAAAAGGUUGCGUGUGUUGAGAAUUUAAUUUAAGUUUUUAUGCUUGAGAAACAGAUUCAAAUGUAAGGGGUAAAGUGAGUGCUUUCGGUUUGUUGUGCAUGUAAGAUCAAAUCUGGCACCACAUUUAUCAUGUUACAAAAGCGCUGCGGGGCACUUUUUCCCAAAAAAAAAAAAACAAAAAUUAACGGGCCAUACAGACUUUUAAGUACAGCGCUGUACAAAGCAUGAUAAGAAAUAGUGGUGGGAGCUCGGAAUCGGACCUACCCGAUUCCGAUUUCAUGUUCGGAAUCAAUUCCGGAGCAAAUUCUGGAGUGGCUCCGGAGUUGGCUCCGGAACUGGAAUCGGCCUGGGAAUCACAAUUUGCUUCGGAAACGGAAUCAGAAUUGACUCCAGAAAUUGGAAUUAGCUCCAGAAUGAGAAUCAGUACUUGAAUUAAAACAAGAAGACUAAUUAGCGACAUCAGUUCCGGAAUCUGUAUUUGAAUGUAUUCUUUGCGGACAUCAAUAUAUAGCAUCAUUGUA
Messenger RNA from Anopheles coluzzii, 1961 nucleotides. RefSeq names its product angio-associated migratory cell protein. The transcript is spliced from 3 exons. Gene Ontology annotation, molecular function: protein binding. Bases 167 to 1393 code for a protein of 408 amino acids. Lineage: Eukaryota; Metazoa; Arthropoda; Insecta; Diptera; Culicidae. The record is from RefSeq and is a predicted model, not a curated record.